Messenger RNA from Chara braunii, 2224 nucleotides. The record is from the annotation of a GenBank genome assembly. Lineage: Eukaryota; Viridiplantae; Streptophyta; Charophyceae; Charales; Characeae.
UGGUAACGUUGCCUUCCCCACUUCAAGCGUUGUCCAGGGCUAGCGACCCACGUAUCGCCCCGCAAACACAUUCAGACCCACCGACACUCUGUUCGAGAGAUGUGUCUGAGGCCCUAGAAGAGUUAGAGACUGAGUUGUCAGGGAAGGACCCUAGAGACUCUUGGGCGAUGAUCAAUAGAGGUCCAAAGGGUGAACAUUUCGUGGUAGAGGUUGAUGUAGGUGGCCGCAAAGUUGGCUCCUUCGCAGACAUAGGCUCUACACGAAACUUCAUCAGUCGUGCUUGUGUGGAUAGACUGCGCUUAGGGGACCAAGUGCAGCCGCUUAGCAGAACUGUAGCUUCUACGCUAGCCAACAAGCACCAAAUGGUAGUUAAAGACUAUGUCAAGGACGUAGUCUGUUCCUUCUCUUAUGGAGGAGGGGAAGUGAGACAUAAAAUCUCAUUCCUCGUUAGCGACGAACUGCCCUUCGAUAUGCUACUAGGCAUGUACUACCUCGAGGUCGUGCAACCUCAGUUUGAUUGGGAUAGGAAGGUGCUGAUACACAAGUUGCCAAAUGGUAGAACCGUUAGACUACGUAAGUAUAAGGCUAGCAGUCUAGUGGAGAACUACGGCUGCAUGUGUGCUUCCUCUUUCUAUAACUACUACAAGCAGAAUUGCGAGGAGGGCAUGUAUCUCGUCUUUGUCUCUGAGAAAGAGGAGGUCGUUAGAACACCCCCAGAUAUAGAAUCAGUCGUCGCAACAUAUUCAGACCUUUUUGAGGAGCCCACAGGCGUGGUAGAAAGGGAGGUGGUCCAUGCAAUAGAGGUUGUCCCAGAUAGUAAGGUGACUGCGGAGUUGGAUGAGCUUCGCCGCCAGGUCAAGGAGCUCAUAGAAAAGGGAUGGAUUCGGCCUAGUGCCUCCCCUUACAGUGCGCCAGUCUUAUUUGUCCCAAAGAAGGGAGGCACCUUGAGGAUGUGCAUUGACUAUAGGGGCCUCAAUGCCAUCACUGUUAAGAACGCGGAGCCCCUACCCCGCAUCAACGACCUCUUGGAUAGAGUGCAGGGAUGCCGGUACUUCACCAAGAUAGAGCUGAAGUCUGGAUACCAUCAAAUUGCCAUUAGACAUGAGGACCAACCCAAAACCGCAUUUCAGACCAGGUACGGUCUAUACGAGUUUGUGGUGAUGCCCUUUGGCCUAUGCAAUGCACCUGGUACGUUCCAGCAUGCGAUGAACAAGAUAUUUCAUGAAUACUUAAACAAGUUUAUCGUCGUGUACCUCGACGAUAUUCUUAUCUUUAGUAGGACUGUAGAGGAGCACGCUGAGCACUUGAAAAUAGUGCUAGGUCUCCUAAGACAACACCAGUACAAGGUUAACUUGGAGAAAUGCGCGUUCGGUCGCACCAAGAUCUUGUACCUGGGUCAUGAAAUCUCAGCAGAUGGAUUGAUGCCGAAUGAUGCUAAGGUGACCAGCAUACGUGACUGGCCCAGACCUCAGACUGUUACUAAGGUCAGAUCGUUUUGGGGGAUGACAGGCUACUAUCGUCCGUUUGUAAAGAACUAUAGUACUAUAGCUUCCCCAUUAACAGAUCUAACUCGACUGGACACCCCGUGGGAGUGGAUCGAAGAGUGUGAGACGGCCUUCAGGAAACUGAAGUAUGCUCUAACCCACUAUGAGGUUCUUAAACUUCCCGAUCCUGAUAAGCCAUUUGUUGUGACCACAAACGCCAGCCAAUAUGGCAUAGGUGCGGUCCUUACGCAAAAGGAGGGGCCCAAGUUGAGACCUAUCGAGUACAUGAGUAAGAAAAUGCCAUCUCAGAAACUAGCCAAGUCCACUUAUGAGCGUGAGCUCUAUGCCCUGUAUAGAGCGCUGGUACAUUGGAGACACUAUCUCCUUGGCAGAUUCUUCUAUGUGAGAUCUGACCAUGAGACCUUGCGCUGGAUUAAGACACAGUCGGUACUCUCCGACGCACUCAAGCGAUGGAUACAAGUGAUAGACAUGUAUGACUAUCAACUUGAUCCAAUCAAGGGUCUCGAAAAAGACACAUCUUCGUGAUAGUGGACCGCUUUUCUAAGUAUGCAAGACUUAUCGUAAUGCCAGAAACUGCUAAAACCGACUAUGUCAUCAAACUGUUUCUAGAUAACUGGGUCAAGGAUUUUGGACUACCUACGUCGAUAGUAAGUGACAGGGAUGUAAGGUUUACCAACGAACUGUGGCAAACGACAGCUGAACAAAUGGGUACCAAGCUC